Messenger RNA from Auanema sp. JU1783, 1206 nucleotides. The record is from the annotation of a GenBank genome assembly. Lineage: Eukaryota; Metazoa; Nematoda; Chromadorea; Rhabditida; Rhabditidae.
AUGAUUUUCACUCAACAAGCGUUGAUGGACAUCUACUGUAAGACAGUCAAGAAGAAAGUUAAUUGUACUAUGCCUGCCAGCUUGUCAACCGACGAUAGCUUCUAUGCAGGUUAUCUUGGAUUAACCUUUGCAUUGGUCUGUCUUGUCAUUCACAUCAUAUUGACAUUCAUAUAUACAAGAUCUCAAAAGAACUAUAUCACUUGCUUCAUAUCCGGUGCUUAUCUACCAAUCACAUUGGGAGCAAUAUUCAAAGUCAUUCACAUCCUCAUGUCCAUAUCCUACCCCGGGGAGCAUAGAAUUGGGAUCGGCUUUGAUAUCGUCAGUCAUGGUUAUACAGUGUCUGUGACUGCCGGAGUUUUCAGUGUUUUCAUUGGCGCUAUUGUCCUUCUCUUCAUAACGGUGUUCUCAACGUGCAGUAAAACUGAUUACCCAACCUCUGAUGCAUAUUCCAUUUUCUACGCUCUCCAAAUGUUCGGCUGGCUGAUGUCUUGCAUCAUCCACUUCUGUUAUUUCGAUUAUAGACCUUUGCCUCUAUUCACAGCCUGCUUCGUCAUUGGGAUUGCCUUCGUCGUCUUCAUUGUUGCACUCUUUUGCGGUCUUGUCUCUCUCUGUACAUCAGGCAAAAAAUCGAAAAAAGAAGGUGAAGAACCAGCAUUAGCUUCAUCCAAAGAUGUGCUCCUUGUCCUACUUUACACGAUUUUGGUUAUUGUGCCAGCUGGAUUCUUCUUUUAUUCUUUUGAACAAGAGUUCGAGCUAAUCUCUGGCUAUGAGUAUGAUGAUGACAAAGCUGUUCAAAUUUACUUCACAUUCCGCCUGAUGGAAUACUUUUCCGGUCCACUCAUCACUAUCGUUGUCCUACUACUUCCUCCCGUUUCUAGUGGCUUCAGUGCUCUCAAGAACGGUCUAUCGGGAAAAGGAAAGAAAGAAGGGCGAGUUCCCCUUAUAAGUAAAACACAGGUUCAACCGAUAGUCAUGGCCACCGAAAUGCCAGAAAAAGUCCCAAUAGUUACCGAACCAAAUUCAACAACAGCUCUCGCUCAGGAGCCGCUAGCGCUAGUGACUCACGCUCAAGAGAAUCGAAUCAUCGAACCAAUAGUUAUACCUGGAGCUGUUCCUGGACAUGAAAUUGGCUCUUACAUACCGAUUCCACCAAAUUGUACAGCAACCAUUGUAUAUGCAGCUCCCGUGACUGUUGUUCAAUCAUAA